CCAUCGUUCUCAGAGUCUCUUGCUCCGGUCCGAAACCCGAUACGGUAGAGCGCAACCCGAUACGAUACGAAACAUGGGAAUUUUCGCCACCAUAUCGCUACUUGUCCUUCUAGUAGUUCCGUUGACUAACGUUGACUCGCGCCCUGUCCUGCCGUUAAGCAACGUUGAAUCCUUCCUCAAGCUGCCGUCCGAUGGCCGAGCUGACCGCGACGAUGGCGCCGUCGGUACGAGAUGGGCUGUUCUCAUCGCUGGCUCGAGCGGUUUUGGGAAUUAUCGCCAUCAGGCCGACAUCUGUCACGCAUAUCAAAUCAUGAAAAAGGGCGGUCUGAAAGAUGAGAAUAUCAUUGUUUUCAUGUAUGAUGAUAUUGCUCACAAUGAGGAAAACCCCAGGCCUGGCGUCAUUAUUAAUCACCCUCAAGGUGGAGAUGUCUACAAUGGGGUUCCUAAGGAUUAUGUUGGUGAAGAUGUUACAGUUGGCAACUUUCUCGCUGUUCUCCUUGGAGAUAAGAGUGCUCUAACUGGAGGAAGUGGAAAGGUCGUUGAUAGUGGUCCUAAUGAUCAUAUCUUCAUAUUUUAUUCAGAUCAUGGUGGCCCUGGUGUUCUUGGUAUGCCUACCUAUCCUUACCUUUAUGCUGACGACUUGGUAGCUACACUAAAGAAAAAGCAUGCCAUGGGAACCUACAAAAGCAUGGUAUUUUAUCUUGAAGCUUGUGAAUCUGGGAGUAUCUUUGAGGGUUUGCUUCCGGAAAAUAUAAAUGUUUAUGGAACAACAGCCUCAAAUGCUGUGGAAAGUAGUUGGGGAACUUACUGCCCCGGAGAGUACCCUAGUCCUCCUCCAGAAUACUGGACUUGUUUGGGAGAUUUAUACAGUGUUGCUUGGAUGGAAGACAGUGACAUCCACAAUUUGCGAACUGAAUCUGUUAAGCAGCAGUAUGAACUGGUCAAAACCAGGACAUCGGGUCAUAACACAUACAACCUUGGUUCCCAUGUUAUGCAAUAUGGGAAUCUGAGGCUUUCUUCUGAUCACCUCUUCUUAUAUAUGGGAUCAAAUCCUGCCAAUGAAAACUGCACCUUCAUUGAUGAUAACUUGUUACCAUCAUUUUCCAAGGCUGUGAACCAGCGAGAUGCAGAUCUUGUUUAUUACUGGAACAAGUUCCAAAGAUCACCAGAGGGCUCAUCCAAGAAACUUGAUGCUCAGAAGCAGCUUCUUGAUAUGAUGAACCAUCGAUUGCACGUAGAUAACAGUGUAGAGCUCAUAGCAAAGCUCCUCUUUGGUUCUGAGAAAGGCAGAGAAGUUUUGAAGACUGUUCGGCCUGCAGGAAAACCUUUGGUGGAUGAUUGGGGCUGCCUCAAGUCUUUGGUUCGUUCCUUUGAAGCAAGUUGCGGCUCUCUAUCUCAAUAUGGCAUGAAACAUAUGCGCUCCCUUGCAAAUUUCUGCAAUGCCGGUAUAAAGAAGGAAACCAUGGCUGAGGUUUCUGCUCAAGCUUGCCUUCGAGUUCCUGCUAACCCCUGGAGUUCACUCCACAAGGGAUUUAGUGCUUGAUGUGCAACAAAGGAAGCAGCUGUAGCCCCUGUAAAUAUACAUAUAUGAUGCUCAUUAGUGAGCAUUUGCUUGUUUGGCUGUGAUCUUUAGUGUUGUAUAUAGCAAGCAUAUUGGUAUAUUUAGGGGGGAGGGGAUUCCAUUGUGUGGUGACAUGUAAAUAAUGGGAAUUGCAUGAGGUGGGAUCUUGUGAUGUGGAAACCUGUGGUCUUUGUGUUCUGUUUUUAAUUGAGAAAUGCUAGAUGUUACAUCCAUUAUCUGUC
This is a messenger RNA of Asparagus officinalis (garden asparagus), 1803 nucleotides long. RefSeq names its product vacuolar-processing enzyme-like. Gene Ontology annotation, biological process: vacuolar protein processing. Gene Ontology annotation, molecular function: cysteine-type endopeptidase activity. Bases 74 to 1543 code for a protein of 489 amino acids. The record is from RefSeq and is a predicted model, not a curated record. NCBI's taxonomy places the organism in Eukaryota, Viridiplantae, Streptophyta, Magnoliopsida, Asparagales, Asparagaceae. The transcript is spliced from 9 exons.